CAGCCUGCGUGCGGCUCUGCGCCUCGGCGGGGCUGCGUGCGUGUGUCCCUGUCCGCGCUGCUGAAACGGGCUCUUCGAGGGAUUGGCGUCAUAUGACUCCGCCUGCUGCCCCCUGCCAACGCUCAGACCGCCCUUCCCUCAGUUCGCUGAGGGAGGGUCGCGCGACAGCCCCAGGGGCCCCGCGGCUCUGCGGAGGGAAGAGCUUUCAGCAAGGAGGGGUCCACCUAGGAGCUCAGCGGCAGAUCUCAAAGUGUAGAUCUUGAAGGGGCGGGGUGAGAGAGAGCGAGAGGGCGGGGGAGAGAGCGAGAGCGAGCGAGAGAGAGAGGGAGCGUUCAGAGAGCGCCAGAGAACGGCAGAGCGGCGCGCACCGACGAGAGGCAGUCGGGUGCCUCUUGGAGAUGUUUAGUGCGUGAGGUCUCUCUGGCCUCCAAGCACCAUGCAGAAAGCCAUCCGACUGAACGAUGGCCACGCCGUCUCCCUGGGACUGCUGGCCCUGAGAGACGGCACGCGCAAAGGCUACCUGAGCAAGAGGAGUUCGGACAACCCAAAAUGGCAAACCAAGUGGUUUGCGCUGCUGCAGAACCUGCUCUUCUACUUCGAAAGUGACACGAGCUCUCGGCCCUCGGGGCUCUACCUGCUGGAGGGCAGUAUCUGCAAACGCACGCCCUCCCCCAAGCGAGGGACCUCCUCCAAGGAGUCCGACAAACAGCAUCAUUACUUCACAGUGAGCUUCUCCAAUGACAACCAGAAGUCCCUAGAGCUGAGGACCGAUGACUCCAAGGACUGUGACGAGUGGGUGGCAGCGAUUGCUCGCGCCAGCUACAAGAUACUGGCCACAGAGCAUGAGGCGCUCAUGCAGAAGUACCUGCACCUGCUGCAGGUGGUGGAGACAGAGAAGACCGUGGCUAAGCAGCUGCGACAGCAGCUCGAAGAUGGCGAGGUCGAGAUCGAGCGCCUGAAGGCAGAGAUUGCAAACCUGAUCAAGGACAAUGAACGUAUCCAGUCCAACCAGCUGGUUGCCCCUGAGGAUGAGGACGACGACAUCAAGAAAAUUAAGAAGGUACAGAGCUUCCUUCGCGGAUGGCUGUGCCGGCGAAAGUGGAAGAACAUCAUCCAGGACUACAUCCGGUCUCCUCACGCCGACAGCAUGCGCAAGAGGAACCAGGUGGUGUUCAGCAUGCUGGAAGCUGAGGCCGAGUACGUGCAGCAACUACACAUCCUUGUCAACAAUUUUCUGCGCCCACUGCGCAUGGCCGCCAGCUCUAAGAAACCCCCUAUAACACAUGACGACGUCAGCAGCAUCUUUCUGAACAGUGAGACCAUCAUGUUCCUGCACCAGAUCUUCUACCAAGGCCUGAAGGCCCGUAUCGCCAGCUGGCCCACCCUGGUGCUGGCGGACCUGUUCGACAUCCUGCUGCCAAUGCUUAACAUCUACCAGGAGUUCGUCCGCAACCACCAGUACAGUCUCCAGAUCCUAGCACACUGCAAGCAAAACCGGGACUUUGACAAGCUCCUCAAGCAGUAUGAGGCCAAGCCGGACUGCGAGGAGCGCACUCUGGAGACCUUCCUCACCUAUCCGAUGUUCCAGAUCCCCAGGUACAUCCUGACACUCCAUGAGCUGCUGGCCCACACACCUCAUGAGCAUGUGGAGCGCAACAGCCUGGACUAUGCCAAAUCCAAACUAGAGGAGCUGUCCAGGGUCAUGCACGACGAAGUCAGUGAGACCGAGAACAUCCGCAAAAACCUGGCCAUUGAGCGUAUGAUCACCGAGGGCUGUGAGAUCCUCCUCGACACCAGCCAGACCUUCGUGCGCCAAGGUUCCCUCAUCCAGGUGCCCAUAUCAGAAAAGGGCAAGAUCAACAAGGGCCGCCUGGGGUCUCUGUCCCUUAAGAAAGAAGGUGAGCGUCAGUGUUUCCUGUUCUCCAAGCAUCUCAUCAUCUGCACCAGAGGCUCUGGCAGCAAACUGCACCUGACCAAGAAUGGCGUGAUUUCCCUCAUUGACUGCACUCUACUGGAUGAUCCAGAAAACAUGGAUGAUGACGGUAAAGGACAAGAGGUAGAUCACCUGGACUUUAAGAUUUGGGUGGAGCCAAGGGAUUCCCCACCCUUCACAGUCAUCCUGGUGGCCUCAUCCAGGCAGGAGAAGGCGGCAUGGACCAGUGACAUCAUCCAGUGCGUGGAUAAUAUCCGCUGCAACGGGCUCAUGAUGAAUGCCUUUGAGGAAAAUUCCAAGGUCACCGUGCCGCAGAUGAUCAAGUAAGUGCCCUUAACCUGU
This is a messenger RNA of Rattus rattus (black rat), 2275 nucleotides long. RefSeq names its product ras-specific guanine nucleotide-releasing factor 1-like. Bases 437 to 2260 code for a protein of 607 amino acids. Gene Ontology annotation, molecular function: protein binding; guanyl-nucleotide exchange factor activity. Lineage: Eukaryota; Metazoa; Chordata; Mammalia; Rodentia; Muridae. Gene Ontology annotation, biological process: intracellular signal transduction. The record is from RefSeq and is a predicted model, not a curated record. The transcript has 13 exons.